Schistocerca gregaria is the source of this 4535-nucleotide messenger RNA. RefSeq lists its product as uncharacterized. Gene Ontology annotation, molecular function: protein binding. The record is from RefSeq and is a predicted model, not a curated record. Gene Ontology annotation, cellular component: Golgi apparatus. The coding region runs from base 710 to 3427 and encodes 905 amino acids. The transcript is spliced from 8 exons. Lineage: Eukaryota; Metazoa; Arthropoda; Insecta; Orthoptera; Acrididae.
AGUUGUAGCCGGCGGCGGCUCUGGCCGAGGGCGGCUGCCCGCCGGGGCACCAGCCGCUCAAGGUUCCGCAGAGGAGCCACUUGUUAGCACCCGAUAGGACUCGUACACCACCCGACCACGACUGCCCGGGCAAGUAGCCUGCGACCGAAUGGUAACGAGACGCAGACUUAUUUAAGACUCUUGAACGUGUCACUUGGCAAGGAUUAAUUAACUAUUUCAUCUCUAAGUUAUGUUGUCUGGGUAUAAAUUAACAACGUAAGUUUAUUCACAGUUAUUUCCGGUCUGCAACAAACACAUGGAAAUGCAGUAGCUAUCUCCCACAAAACUCAGUGAGGUAAAUAUCUCACGGUCCGGUAGUCUCAUUGAUGUGACCACAGCUGUUAUCGACGUCAACGUUAUAGGAGGCAAGUGCCACUGCUAGCAGUGGAUGUACCUGUAUAUAAAGUGUGUCGAGGGGGUGCGUAUAACAUUGCAGUCGUUGUCGUAAUGCAGAAGCGGAGCGAUUUAUCUCACGUAUGAAAGGGCAUGAUCAUUGGCUUCCGGAUCAGUGUCGAAGCAUUUCCGAAACAUCUAAGUUCGUAAACUGUUCGCGAGCAGCCGUUGGCAAAAUGGCGCUAACGGAAACCGGCGCCGAGGCAACUGUUGUUCACUACGGGCCAUAGGUAACAGAGGAGUGUACAGGCGAGUACACGUGCAACUGUCAGCCCGGAUGAACCAUGGGCCUACAACACUGCCCGUUCAGAGAACGUCGCUGAAUGUGUGCCUCCGCAGCUGGUGCCUUGACAAUACAUCCAUGCUGACUGCUGUUCGUCGGCGACGAAUGCUGGAAUCUGUACGCCGUUAUCGCAACUGGACGUCAAGUCGGCGCCGAGCCGAGGGCGGCGGUCAGCGCGUCCUGCCAAGUGCAUGCGGCCCAGCAGCUCGCGAAGGAGGCAUGUGGAGCGCGGUGACGGCGGCGGCUGACGGCUCGGCGCCCGCGUCCCGCGCCAAGCACAGCGCCACGCUGCUGGGCGCCCACGUCUACCUGCUGGGCGGCCGCAACGGCAACCUGCCGCUCAAGGACCUCUGGCGCUACAGCCUCGCAGAGGGCCGGUGGACGCAGCUGAGCCCUCGUGGGGAGUGCCCGCCGUGCCUGCAGGAGCACACGGCCGUGGCGCACCGCGACUCGCUCUACGUCUUCGGCGGCGAGCUGGGCUUCUCAGGGGGCACCGAGACGCCACUCUGGGUCUACCACGUCAAGACGAACACGUGGCGGAAGGUCCGGGCGGCGAAGGGCCAGGCGGCGCCCCGGGGUCGGCGCGGCCACACGGCGCUGGUGCAGCGCGACCACAUGCUCGUCUACGGCGGCUACCGCGACCUGCGCGGCUCCUCGCCCGAGCUCUGGGCCUUCCACUUCGACAGCGAGACGUGGUCGCUGUUGAGCCCCGGCGAGUCGCCGCCGGCGCGCCACAAGCAUUCCGCCGUGCUGCACGACGACGCCAUGUGGGUGUACGGCGGCAUGACGGACCUCAAUGAGCGCGCCGACCUCUGGCGCUGGGACACAGUGUCGCAUGCAUGGAGCCUGGUGCGUGCCAAGCCGGGCCCCGGGCCACUUCACUCACAUGCUGCCUGCCGGCUGCCUUCGUCCAUGCUGCUGUUUGGUGGAGAGCGGGACGGACAUCCCACCAGCGACCUCUGGAGGUUCCACUUUGGAACCGAAACAUGGGAACGACUCACCGUUCUUUCAGGACCUAAACCACAACCAAGGGCAGAGAGUGUUGCUCUGGCAGUGUCUGACCUGCUGCUACUGCCACCUAGUGAUGGCCACCACAACCAUACUCAGCAUACAACCCAGCAGCAGCAGGCUGCACCAGUGACAGCAGCAACAGCAGCAAUGGUGCAUCACCAGCGUGGUGGCUCUGUGGACCGCAGUGUGCGCCACAACCGUGUAGCACCUUCAGAGGCACGCAAAUAUGCCUUCCGGCCUACAACAGUGAGCUAUGCGGCAGCUGACACUAGUGCUGGAGGAGCGGGUAGCUUUCUGCGCGAGAUCUCCAAGCUAUCACAGAUCAACCUUUCACGGCUAAGCCACCACAAAUGCAGCUACAGUGUACUCAGUCAUGAGGACAGCACUGAGAGCCUACUGCUGUCGAGUGCUUCCUCAUCUGCCACUGAUGACCGCCGCACCGCCAUGGUCAAGUCGCAGAGUGCCAAUGUGAUUGCACGCAAAAGUGAACCAGCCAGCAAUGGCUACAGUGACUCACCUGAAAAGGACGACUGCCAAGACACUGCCAUGGAGACCAUAUGUGGAGACUACUUGACUACUGACUACGAUGAGGGCAGAUCCUGCAUCACGUCUUCCUGGGGAAAUGGUGGCAAUGGUGGCUAUUCCAUGACCAGAGAUCCUGUGUCCGUCCCCAACUUUGGUGCGUUGACUGCUAUCCCGACCCCAGCGCUCACACCUGUGGAAGUCACUAAACUUGUCUUCAUUGACCCAGAAGAUGAGUUUGAUGCUGACUGUGUAUCGCCCAAGGAGCCUGCCACGAUUGUUAAACACGUGAAACCGGUGCCGCCAACAGUGGCAACUCCCACAGGUGACUUUCCAAGACUGCACCGCCAGUUCCAGCCACAGACUCCCGAUACAAGUGCCACGCCCACUGCAGUGGAUGGUGCAACAAGGUUUGGUGGCGUCUGUGGUCCAAUACCAAAGUCAGCAUCUGUGCGCUUUAACACAGGGCCCAAUGGGGGCACCACAGAUGAUGAUACAGGUGCUCUGCUGUCAACAUCUGACUAUGCCAGUCUAGAGACUGUGAACCGCAGCAGCUAUAGUGUCUACACCAACCGGCCCAGUCCUGCUGAGGGCCACCACCCAUGCUGUCCCCAGCAGGGAGACUCCCCACCAAGUGAGUAUCCACGUCCGGCCAGUGCCAAGACUGGAAAAGCAAAAACCCCAGUGCAUGAUGGGCCUUUUGGUUUCUGUAAUCCAAACUACCUUGGUCCAGACAUCCAGACAAUACUGGCACAGCGUAAGUCGUGGCACGAUGGAACUGGGAAUGGUUCGGGAACCUCUUAUGCGCGGCUACUCAACAGUCCUCAUGACAGCCUGCUGGAGGAGGCUUCGACAUCACCCUGCUGCCCCGCAGCCACCGCUACUGCCACUGCCACUGCAACCACCACCUCUGCUGCCAGCAGCAGUGGCUUUGAGGCACUGGAGAUGCGCAGCCUGUCACCGCCCCCUGCACUGGCUGCCACAGAGAAGCGCCGACUUCAGGCACCGCGAGCCAGCAGUGCAAGUCGUGCCCAGCAGCAAACCAGUGGCUUCUGUACACCAGAGCCCCAUGUCCCACUCUCAGUCUUUGUGCUUGGAGGCAAGGAGCAAGGCCAGGUUACAGUUUUCAAACGGCCCAUGUCCGUCUGGAGACUGCAUCUCACUCCGGACAUUUUUUGAACAUUGACAUUGUGCUUUCUGCAGUAAUUUCAAAGAAAACCUCACCCUGUGUGUGGAGUCCAAAGAGUCUCUUACACAGCAAGGAGCAUGUUCCAUUAUUACACUGAAUAGCAAGUCUGGGUUUACACUUUAGCUACUGUUUGUUCACAACUUUUUGAACCAGGGCUCUCUAGUUCUACAAUUGGCAAUCUAACAAGGCAUUACCCCUGUCUACCAUGACCUUUACAAAGUAAUUUUCAUACCAUGCCAUGCCAAAUAAGUAAGCACAUGUGUAGGUGUUAACAGUACAUGAUAAAUGAGUGGCUUGGUUCUUCCAUUCUGUCCAUUUGUUCAGGAAUCUGUGAACAAAUUACAGGUAAGAGCACCAAGAGACCUCAAUCGGCAAUUGUGUUUUUGGCAAUCUUGGUCACCAAAAAAAUGUAAAUAAAAAUUUGCAAGUAAAUUUGAAAACAUGGAUGGCAAGCCAACAGCACUGCUGUUAGAAUAGCAUUUGCUUCAUUUUUGAGUAAAAUUGGAGUGUGAUUGUUAAUAUCCCUGAUUGUAACAUCUGAAUAGCUGUGUUUCCCAUCAAUUCAUCCACAAGGUGACACUGCUUUGGUUGUUACCUGCCAUCAUUGUGUGUGUUAGACUACUUAAAAAAAAAAAAGAAAAAGAAAAAAAAAGAAAAGAAAAGAAUAGCUAUCUAACAUGAGUGGUGUAAAGAAUCUAAGUCAUGUACAAAAUAGGAAAUGCACUCUCAAACUAAAAUGGAAGGCACCAUUCAAGUUAAAAAAAUAUGGCAAAUAUAAGUGGGGAGUCCUUAAUAUGUUUGUUUCAAGUAAGUCCCCUAAUUAAUUACAUCUUUUGUAAUGCUGAAAAUUAAUUUUCUAGGAGAACUAAAAUGUGUGAAACUUAUAAAUGUUGACUGUCAAAAACAAAUGAGAGUUUUUUUCUGGGAAAACUGGUUGGACAGGCGCAUUCUGCAAAGACUCUUGUCUAGAAUUGUACUGUGUGUAAAUCCAGCCUACCUAAUAUUUGUAACUGUCAUUGUAAAUUCUCUCCGAAAUGUUUUAUUCUUUCUACUGUUUAAAUAUUUCAUGACAAAUUAAAUACUGUCCAGAUCCUCAAA